AUGAGGCAGUCACUGCUGUCUUUUGUGCCAGCCCUGCUCUCCCUGGCGGGAGCCGCAGCGGCCCAGGGCCUGACCGAGUCGUCCCUGGAGACACACGUCGACGCCGUCACGCUGUCGAGCAGCUUCAACCCCAUCAAGGAGGCCUACUGGACCGGCUACGUCCACCACCGCCGCACGCCCUUCUCCGUCUCCCCCGACGGCAAGACGGCCUACCUGGCCUUUCUCGACUCCUCCGACACGGGCGUCCACGUCCAGCCCAUCGACCCCGCCACCUUCAAGGCCACGGGCACCGUCGUCACCGUCGAUGGUGGAAAGGAGGCCGGUGGUCUCGUCGCCCAGGAUGAUGGCUUCGCUCUGCUGACCAACGAGGCCAUGCCCUCCGGCACGUCCAACGCGCCCCCGGACAACACCCCCGUCCCCGUUCUGUACCGUUUCGACGCCUCUGGCACCCAGAAGUGGAAGACCUGGUUGGGUGGUCCCGAUGUUGACAGCGACCAGGGUCUCAUGGCCGCUCCGGAUAUGAAUGGUGACCUCGUUUACUCGGCCAAGACUGGCAGAUACGCCGCCUACACCGUUGUCACUGCCUACAGCGGCUCUGCCCAGGGCCACUUCGGUGACGCCAUCAACUAUGUCGAGGACAGCACUGGUGAGCGUGUGACCAUCCAGGGUGCUACCUCUGCCUGGGGCUGCAGCCACAACACCGGCAUUGCUCUCGAGGCUGCCGACGAGGCUCCCUACGCCAGUGUCUGUGCUGAGGAUCAGGGCGCCAUCUGGCUCAACUCCAAGGGCCAGGGCAUGAGCACCGUCGGAACCAAGAUCUCCAACGAGAACGUCACCAACGGCGCCGGUGGCGAGUCCCUCGGCGGCAUGUCCGGAUCCUACAGCAACCUGGCUCGUUUCCAGGACAGCGAGGCGUACAUCUUCGCCUGGGUCUCGCGCGGUGCCAAGGACGUCACCAUCAACGACUGGAUGGGAGAUGGCUACACCCACGUCGCCAACCGCACCAACGGACGCAACGUCGCCAUCGCCACCUUCAGCGACAAGUACACCAUGGUCGGCAAGCAGGCCACCAGCGAGGUCGGCGCCGCGUCGGGCGACGACCAGGUCAACUGGCUGACCACCGGAACCGCCGACCAGAGCAAUGCCCACGUCGCCACCUUCGACGGCACCAACGCGCUCGUCACCUGGGAGGAGAUCGCCGACCCCUUCUGCGAGUUCAUCGCCAUGGGCUGCCGCGGCAAGUUCACCGGCUCCAGGUUCCAGCUCGUCACCAACGACGGCACCGGCAAGGCCGUCGGCGAGCCCCUCACCAGCACCGAUGUCACCGUCGCCGGCGACCUCGUCACCAUGGCCGACGGCCGCAUCUGCUGGCCCUACGUCAGCAUGGACUGGGACCUCAGCUCCCCCGUCGGCUACGGCGGCUCGACGACGACCACCACCAAGAUGUCCUUCGCGUGCAUCAGCCUGGGCGGCUCCGGCUCUUCUUCGGGCGGCUCCGCCUCCUCCAACUCCGCAGCCGCAGCCGCAGCCGCGGCCACGUCCUCCGUCCCCGCCGUGAUCGCCGCCGCGGACGGCGAUGACACCCCCUCCGUGCCCAGCGUGUCCCCCGCCCCGACCUCGUCCGCCGCCCCCGUCGCGGCUGAGGAGCACGCCGCCGAGGAGGCCGCCGCCGAGGAGCCCGCCGCUGCCGCCACGUGCCAGCGACCCAGAGCACCAAGCCGCGCCCGUCCAAGCGCCCCUGCCCCAAGAAGAGGCGCGAGGCUUUGCUCGCCGCCAGGGCCAUGA
Diaporthe citri is the source of this 1785-nucleotide messenger RNA. RefSeq lists its product as uncharacterized. Lineage: Eukaryota; Fungi; Ascomycota; Sordariomycetes; Diaporthales; Diaporthaceae. The transcript has a single exon. Bases 1 to 1785 code for a protein of 594 amino acids. The record is from RefSeq and is a predicted model, not a curated record.